This is a messenger RNA of Stegostoma tigrinum, 3106 nucleotides long. RefSeq names its product xylosylprotein beta 1,4-galactosyltransferase, polypeptide 7 (galactosyltransferase I) (gene b4galt7). Gene Ontology annotation, molecular function: xylosylprotein 4-beta-galactosyltransferase activity. The transcript is spliced from 7 exons. The record is from RefSeq and is a predicted model, not a curated record. NCBI's taxonomy places the organism in Eukaryota, Metazoa, Chordata, Chondrichthyes, Orectolobiformes, Stegostomatidae. Bases 458 to 1417 code for a protein of 319 amino acids. Gene Ontology annotation, biological process: proteoglycan biosynthetic process; carbohydrate metabolic process.
CUCUCGAUCCGGUGGCGCCAGCAGGAGACCGGCAGGAAUUGUGUUCCCGGGGCUCGCUGCGGCCUGAGACCACUGGGGGUGGGGAGGCCCGACAGGAACAGCAUCAACUCACCGAGAGUGGCCUGGGGGAUCAGCUCCACCCGAGAGACCGUCACCACUACCCCACACACCGGGAUUGAAGAUCUUUGGAUGCUCAACAAAAGGGUUUAAAUCUUUGACUACAUCUCUCCAUGAUUGAGACUCUGGGUUGUUCCAUUGGCAUCUCCCACUCCUCUUUGGGUCAUUGAGUUCGCUAAUCCCUUGGCACAGUACUUCAGGCUGAAGCCAUUCGACAAGCCUGGAACCAUAUCUCUGGAUGGUUGUUGACUUUGACAGAAACAUUGAGAACAGAAGCCAAUCCACGCCAAGAGAGAUGAUGAUGACAGAAACUGACUAAAAGCUGAGUGAGUGAAGGAAGAUGAUGUACUCCUCCAGACGCAAACCUGUCCUCUAUUUCACUAAGGAAGAUAGCAGGUCAGGCCUGCUCCUUAGGAUGUUACCAAGAAGAUGCUCCAUCUUUAAACUGUUCUGUUCAUUAAUAAUGCUCGGAUUCUUCUCAGUUAUAUGGUUGCACUACAACUGCACGAUAAACAGCAGUCAGAGCCGCACUGACGAUGCGUUGGUGCACGAGUCCUGUCAGGAAGAGACAGACAAUUCUGCAUGGGGCCCUCACAAAAUCGCAAUCAUUGUCCCUUUCAGGGAACGUUUUGAAGAACUAUUGACUUUUGUGCCAUACAUGCACGCAUUUUUAAACAGGAAGAAAAUCAGACACAAGAUCCUUGUAAUCAACCAAGUUGACCACUUCAGGUUUAAUCGAGCUUCUUUGAUAAACGUGGGCUUCCUGGAGAGUGGCAAUGAUACAGAUUACCUCGCUAUGCACGACGUGGACCUGUUACCCCAGAAUGACCAGCUGGAUUAUGGCUAUCCUGAAAAAGGGCCAUUUCAUGUGGCUUCUCCAGACCUUCAUCCUCUGUACCAUUACAGUAGCUAUGUAGGAGGGAUACUCCUCCUGACCAAGCAGCAUUUUGAACUGUGUAAUGGAAUGUCGAACCGGUUUUGGGGAUGGGGCCGUGAGGAUGAUGAAUUUUAUCGUAGAAUAACAGCAGCAGGGCUGCAGCUGUACCGUCCUACUGGAAUUGAAACUGGGUAUCAAACUUUCAAACAUAUCCAUGACCCAGCAUGGAGGAAGCGAGAUCAGAAGAGAGUGUCAAGACAGAAGCAGGAGCAGUUCAAAACUGACAAAGAAGGUGGUUUGAAAAACUUGAAGUACAGUGUUGUGUCCAGAACAGAGCUGACAAUUGAAGGGGUACACUGCCUCAUCAUUAACGUCCUACUGGAAUGUGACCUGAAUGAAACACCUUGGUGUGUCAUAAACUGACUGGAGGAAGCUGGAAAAUAACAGGAUCUCACUUUGCUUACGUGGUUAUGGUGAUAUCAUGAGUGGACCUAUCACUGUGUGAUCAUGGGCUGCUGUUCUUCCCAGGGAUGCCCUUAACACAGAAACAGGUGCUAAAGUAAUGCAGUAUUACAGGGAGGUCCGAAUGGAAUUUCUCUUCUGCCGGCUGAACUGUGCUGAUCAUUACGGUUAUAAAUUACUGCAUUGUAAGAAGUCGUCUCAGAUGGAGUAAUAUGCUACCUUUGGGACGUUGCUCACAAAGGAACAAAGCCCAGUUUUUGUUUCUAUUUGGAAUGUUUUAAAGCAUCAAAACCUUUGUUUUAUUAUUGAGAACAAGCCCGUUAAACCAUGUGGUUCCCCCAGUGGAUUGUACCAUGCCAGUGGUGACGAAGUCAUUAUCUAUCAUUGUUGUACAACGGUUUAUUCAGUUGGGAGCCCAUGCGUGAUCGAUCCAUUGAGUAAUGAGGAGCAUUGUCAGCCAAGGGAGCCUUUUCCCUGAAUUAAUUGGCGACCCAGGAAUUGUUCAGUUUGUAAACCUUUGCCUUUGUGAUAAACUGUAAACCUCCUGUGAGUGUGAUCUAAAGCCUAAAGGUGCUCCUUUCUGAUUCCGACUGAUGGAACAAAUGUUUACAAAGAACUGGGUACUGUUAUCACCGCAUUGAUUUAUUCCAUUUUGUUGGUGAGCAUGGCUGUUACAAAGGACAGUGCUCUAAAAGUUACUGCCUCUACAGUUAGAAAAAGCUACAUUCCAGACUUCAGUGUAAAGUAUGGGAAUUAUUUUAUAAUGAAGCAAAAGGACACAUUAGGCUAAUAUGAAGCAAUGUACUUGACAUUUUUACCGCUGAAUCACUGUGAUGUCAUUUAAAUAACCUUUGUGUACUUGAGGCUACUGUCACAGUAACAGUUUGGAUGGCUGCACAGCUGUGACCUAUGGGACCCUGCUCAUUCUGAUUCUUUCGUAGCAAAAAUUAUGAGGAGCAGGGACAACGCAGUGAUUCACUUGGGUGUUCUGCCAUCUGGUGGAAUAUUUGCAAUCCUACAACAGUAAAGUAUUAAAUGGGUGAAUGUUUAUUCUGGGCCACAUGAUUUAGUUCUACGUUUCAAGCUGUUGGUGAUUUUUAUUUGCCCUGCUUUGAAGCUGUUCUCAGUUCCUGCAGUUUCUUUUGGAAUUGUCUUUUUUUUAAACUUAAACAGAUUUUUUCAAAAAUAAAAUCUUUCUGCUGAUGAAAUAUGAAAUGAACUUUAAUGCAGAGAUGAAAGGAAUUGUAUCAGAUUCACAGGAAGAGUAUAACAGAGGUAUAAAUAUAAAUAUUGUUUGAUCUCUUUCAAUAUUCUUGAAGCAUUUGGAUCCAUUGAAUUAGAAAAAAAUGUCAGUGCUUUAAAGUUGCACAUUCCUUUUUUACGUAGCUUAAAAGAGACUAUGUUACCUGUUACUUCACACUUUGGCUAUUUGAGGGUUAAAGCAGUGUUGGCAUUAAUGGAAGAAAUGGAAGGGAAGAUUUAUAAGUAAAUUUAAAACUGGAAAGACCUUUUUAGAAAAUUUCCAUUUGUUUUGGUGUCUAUUAAGCUUUGCUGGAUAGGUCCAUGAGAUAGAGGGUACAGUGAAUUCAGUAUUAGUGAGUAGCAACUGCCACUCCAGUGCAUUUCUUUAUCGUAUUUAUUAAUUUUGCA